Messenger RNA from Malania oleifera, 3637 nucleotides. Its product is annotated as microtubule-associated protein TORTIFOLIA1. Gene Ontology annotation, cellular component: cortical microtubule, transverse to long axis. Gene Ontology annotation, molecular function: microtubule binding. Bases 621 to 3425 code for a protein of 934 amino acids. The transcript is spliced from 6 exons. Gene Ontology annotation, biological process: unidimensional cell growth; circumnutation; multicellular organism development. The record is from RefSeq and is a predicted model, not a curated record. Lineage: Eukaryota; Viridiplantae; Streptophyta; Magnoliopsida; Santalales; Ximeniaceae.
GGAAAACUAUGAGCACAUGACAACCCAAUGCUACAAAACAUAAAGAGAGGCGACAAUUUCUCAUGACCCAAACAGAGACCACUUCAAUAAUUCAAUAGAAGCUCCUUUUCAUGUGAUCUCUCUCCGUCAUACCAACUCCCCCUGAUUGGCUUCCCACAACCCUACAAAAUGUUGACCACCCACAAAUUUCCCAAAAAAUCAGUGAUCCAGAUUAGCAUAAAGCAUUUCUUCUUAAUUAAUUAUUAGUUUCACACGCAAUGAACAGUCUGGUGUUUCUAAUAUUCCAUUCUUUGGCAAACGAAUCCAACACCCCAUGAAGUAUGAUUAUCCAGUAGAAGGUUUUCACAUUUUGCAUUUCACAUUUCACAAAUGUUUCAGAUCUUAAUUUCAAAUAUCUUCGGUAGUUUGGUUCCCCCAAGGGCAGAUCCCAUUUUCCCCUUUCCAAUGUAGCUUUGAUUUUGCUUUCAUGGUGGGUAACUCUCUUAAGCCUUAGCUCUCACACUACCCCCACUCCUUUCUCUCUCUCUAUUUGGGCCACUGUAUUUCUUCUUCUUCUUCUCUGCAAGCUCUCCUCCAGCAACUGCAUUUGCGUUGUUUCUCUGUUUCUUAAGUCUUCAACCAUGAGUUCACAAGCACCCAAAUCCGCAGCAAAACCCUCAAAACCUCCAAACCAAUCUUCAAAUGCACCUUCUUCAAGGACUUCCUCCGCCUCUCUCUCCUCCCACCUGGCCAUGAUCGAACUCAAGCACCGAAUCCUCACCUCCCUUUCCAAACUCUCCGACAGGGACACCCACCAGAUCGCCGUCGACGACCUCGAGAAGAUCAUCCAAACCCUUUCCCCCGAUGGUGUCCCCAUGCUCCUCAACUGCCUCUAUGAAGCCGCCGGCGACCCUAAACCCGCCGUCAAGAAGGAGUCUCUCCGCCUCCUCGCCGUCCUCUGCUCCUUCCACGGCGAUUCCGCGUCGACCCACCUCACAAAGAUCAUUGCCCACAUCGUGAAACGGCUCAAGGACUCCGAUUCGGGGGUCAGGGACGCAUGUCGCGAUACCAUUGGUGCACUCUCGGCGCAGUACCUGAAGGGUGGUGAUCAUGGGGGUCUUGGGCCUGUGGUUUCGCUGUUUGUUAAGCCUUUGUUUGAGGCAAUGAACGAGCAGAACAAAGGGGUUCAAGCUGGUUCCGCAUUGUGUAUGGCUAAGAUGGUGGAGUGUGCUUCCGAACCACCUGUUGCUUCUUUCCAAAAGCUCUGCCCCAGGAUCUGCAAGUUCUUGAACAAUCCCAAUUUUCUAACAAAGGCGGCGCUCCUCCCUGUUGUUGCAAGUUUGUCUCAGGUGGGAGCUAUUGCACCUCAAAGUUUGGAACUGUUGCUGCAAAGCAUUCAUGAUUGUCUUGGCAGCUCAGAUUGGGCAACACGUAAGGCAGCAGCUGAUACGUUAAGUUCCUUAGCAUUGCAUUCGAGGAACCUAGUCACAGAUGGAGCUGGCUCAACACUUGCAGUGCUUGAAGCUUGCCGCUUUGACAAGAUAAAACCAGUUAGAGAUAGCAUGACAGAGGCAUUGCUACUAUGGAAGAAGAUUGCGGGAAAAGCAGAUGGAGCUGCGGAGGACCAAAAAACUUUGUCUCAUGAGGAUGAAAAUUCUGAACCAGCUGAGUUGUCUCAGAAGAAUAACCCUAAAAUUACAAAUCCUGGUGAGAGAAGAGGGGAUCCAUCAGCAAAAGAGUCAUCUAAUGGUUCUUCACCUACUUCUGAUUCUGUUACCAAGGUGAAGAGCAGCAAUAUUUCAGACAAAGCUGUUGGGAUAUUAAAAAAGAAAGCACCUAACUUAACCGACAAAGAAUUGAACCCAGAAUUCUUCCAGAAGCUUGAAAAAAGGGGUUCGGGUGAUUUGCCUGUAGAAGUGAUUGUCCCCCGUAGGUGUAUUAAUUCUUCUAGUUCACACAAUGAAGAAGAAACAGGACCAGAUGACACGGAUUCAAGGGGAAGGUCUAAUCAUAUGGGGGAUAUCCAUCCUGAUGAGAGUCAUGGUUCUGUGAACAUUAAAUAUCGCAACAUGGAGAAAGGAAAUGCUGGUGUUUUUUCUAGACAACGAGAUUUUGAUGACUUUGCACGGGAGAAAUGGACUGAAGAGAGAGUAAGUGGAAAAGAUUUAAAGACGAGAGCAUUUGAUGUUGAUGAUAGAAUUGAUCCGAAUCAGAGGGAGCCACCUGGUAUUCGUGCAGGUUUUUCCAAAACUGACAGUCAAUCUGAUGGAUCUUUCAUGAAUAAUAAAGGAAAUUGGUUAGUCAUCCAGAGGCAGUUAUUGCAACUGGAGAGACAGCAAACUCAUCUCAUGAAUAUGCUGCAGGAUUUCAUGGGUGGAUCUCAUGAUAGUAUGGUAACUUUGGAGAACAGAGUACGGGGUCUUGAAAGAAUUGUUGAAGACAUGGCACGGGAUUUGUCAAUCUCAUCAGGUAGGAGAGGUAGCAAUUUUAUGGUUGGAUUUGAGGGUUCGUCUAAUAGGUCUUUGAGCAAGUAUAAUGGCUUCCCUGACUAUGGUGCCAAGUUGGGAAGGGGAGGUGAUGGGCGGACUCCGUUUGGGGAAAGAUUUGCUCAGUCUGACAGUCUUGCUUCGGGCAUUAGGGGAAGGGGCCUAUCUUGGAGGUCUGAUGUGUCUGAGGCUUGGGAUUUUCAGAGUUAUGGUUCUUCUAGAAAUGGACAAACAAUCUCUCGGAGAGGGCUUGGCGGCAAUUCUAUGGAUGGUAGGUCCAUCAAAUCUGAACAAGAGAAUGAUCAGUCUGGCAGCAGGAGAGCUUGGGAGAAAGGAGCUGGAUCAGUUAGGCUUGGUGAGGGACCCUCAGCGAGAAGUGUCUGGCAAGCCUCAAAAGAUGAAGCCACUUUGGAAGCAAUUCGGGUGGCGGGGGACGAUGGUGGAACUGCUCGAACUGCAAGAGUAGCAAUGCCGGAGUUGACUACAGAAGCUAUGCUAGAAGAUAAUGCUGUGCAAGAACGUGACCCAGUUUGGACUUCUUGGAGUAAUGCAAUGGAUGCUCUUCAAGUGGGUGACUUGGAUUCAGCUUAUGCUGAAGUUUUGUCUACAGGGGAUGAUUUCUUACUUGUGAAGCUGAUGGAUAGAUCUGGCCCUGCUGUUGACCAACUCUCAAAUGAGAUGGCAAAUGAGGUUUUGCAUGCUGUGGGACAGUUUUUGCUGGAGCAGAAUUUGUUUGACAUCUGUUUGUCUUGGAUUCAACAGUUGGUAGACAUAAUAAUGGAAAAUGGACCCAACGUAUUGGGCAUUCCUGCAGAAAUUAAAAGGGAAAUCAUGUUGAAUUUACACGAAGCUUCUUCGACUAUGGACCUGCCAGAGGACUGGGAAGGUGCAUCACCUGACCAACUCUUGUUGCAGUUGGCAUCAGCCUGGGGGAUUGAUCUGCAGCACCUUGAGAAGUAGUUUUUUGAGCUGAACAGCUCAUCUGGUACCGAAUGAAGCUUCUUAAUAUUUGUCAAUUGGGUUGAUGCAUCUUGUAUUUACAUACUGAAAUCAAGAACCAAACAGAGUCUACAAUUUUUGAGUUGAUAUGUAACAGAGGUUGAGCAUUGUGCAUUGUUUAUAUAUUGAUUUGAUUGAAUCAGGAAAUAGAAAUAUGUUUUCUUAUUCUAAUA